AGCCGUCCCAAACGCAACUGUAAUGGCUCAAUUGUCUUAAAAAAAACUUAAGCUGGUGGAUUGGGGCGGCACAAAUUUAUUUUGAAAGUAGCAAAAAUAAAAUAAAAUAAAAUAGUGAUCAAAAGUUGUCCCAAACCGAGCCCUAAGUUGUAAGUCGGGAGUUAUAUCUCCCAUUUUAGUGAUUAUGGGUUUGAGACUAUUUGAAUUGCAUGCUAUUUUAAGAUUAUAGUUUGAGACAAGCAAUUUUCUAGUAAAAAAACUAUUUUUAUAUUAAAAAAUUAUUUUAAGAAUCAAUAAAAUAGCUGCCCCAAAUUAAGCCUUUAUUAAAAUACUUGAGAUUUCAAAAUCUUUUUAGAACGUAUGUAAGUACGUUGCUGUUUGGUCUUUAUUAAUAACAGCCUUGAUUUACAUUGGGAAGUGAUAAUCCUUGACUACUAACAUGGUAUGUACUUAAAUUCCAAAAAGUAUAGAGUUUUUUAUUAUUUAGGAUAGGAAUUCAAAUUUAAUUGUUGUUUGUUUUUUUUUUUUGUUUUUUUUUUUUGGGGGGCAGGGAGUGUCGGCCUUCGGCCAUUAAUCUCCCUGGUCGAUCUAGCAUGCAACCCACAUCAAUUUACAGGGCCGACACUUAAGGCUGUCACGAAGCGUCGAGUGGAUUCGAACUUGGGACCUGGCCUAUGGCCAGCCAAGUCUCCACCACCGGGCCACCCCGCGCUAUCGAAGCUGUUCCGUCGUUCUCUCCGUGGAAGUGAACUCGAAACCAUUUCAACGUUCUUAGCCUUCUCUCUUUCUCUCUCUGAGUUGGUAUUCGUAGCCGGACGCCUUCUUGGUUCUCCGUUAGUCCGUUGUCUCCGGUCGAACGCAAAACGUAAAGGUUUUGGAUCAGCCGGCAGCGAAGAUGGGUGGUGGAAAGUUGAUCUCGGUUCACCCUGAAGAGCUUACCUUCGAGUUCGAGCUGGAAAAACCGGCUUAUUGCAAUCUUAAGAUUGUCAACAACACCGAGCACCAUGUCGCCUUCAAGGUCAAAACCACUUCUCCGAAGAAGUAUUUCGUGCGGCCGAAUGCCAGCGUGGUUCAGCCUUGGGAUUCAUGUACCAUAACUGUUACUCUUCAAGCUCAAAAGGAAUACCCCCCAGACAUGCAGUGCAUGGAUAAAUUUCUACUUCAGAGCACAAAAGUUCAACCAAGUAUUGAUAUUGAUGAAAUCCCUCCUGAUACGUUUAUCAAAGAUGGGGAGAAGGUGAUUGAAGAAUGCAAGCUUAGGGUGGUUUAUAUUUCCCCCCAGUCUGGUCAUCUAAAUUAUGAGGGGUUGUCAGGAAUUAGUUCAGCAUCUAUGCUUUCUAUGAGAGGUUCUGAUAUUGUCAGGAAGUCGAGCUUUGAAGAGAUUCAGGCACUGCAGCGUUUGAGAGAUGAAAGGGAAGCUAUUCUUCAGCAAAAUAAGCAAUUGCAACGAGAAUUGGAAUUGCUAAGGAGACUUAAUAUUCGCCAAAGUAAUACAGGCUUUUCUUUAACAUUUGCUGCUUUCGCUGGGCUCGUUGGACUAUUGGUUGGCUUUAUACUAAGCAUUGCGCUUUCUUCCUCAUCUACUGAGCUAAAAACUUUGUAGGUUGGCUUUACUGCAAGCUCAUAAUUAAGCUUUAUGCAUUUUAUAGCUCUUAAAAUGGUUUGUUCGUGCCUUGUUCCUUCUAUUUUCACAUUGUUUCAUUCCUUUAUCUGUUCUUGUGCUAGAGAGAUGUGCUUAGAAUUGUGGGAUUCACUGUAAUAUUAUUUUCCUUAAUUUUUGCUCUGAUUGAGCUGUGAGAGGUGAAAAGUUUGCAAUUU
Dendrobium catenatum is the source of this 1818-nucleotide messenger RNA. Its product is annotated as vesicle-associated protein 2-1. Bases 896 to 1603 code for a protein of 235 amino acids. Gene Ontology annotation, cellular component: plasma membrane; endoplasmic reticulum membrane. The record is from RefSeq and is a predicted model, not a curated record. Gene Ontology annotation, biological process: endoplasmic reticulum membrane organization. NCBI's taxonomy places the organism in Eukaryota, Viridiplantae, Streptophyta, Magnoliopsida, Asparagales, Orchidaceae. The transcript has 10 exons.